Messenger RNA from Coffea eugenioides, 2262 nucleotides. Its product is annotated as xyloglucan glycosyltransferase 4. Bases 7 to 2010 code for a protein of 667 amino acids. The transcript has 4 exons. The record is from RefSeq and is a predicted model, not a curated record. Lineage: Eukaryota; Viridiplantae; Streptophyta; Magnoliopsida; Gentianales; Rubiaceae. Gene Ontology annotation, molecular function: glycosyltransferase activity. Gene Ontology annotation, cellular component: Golgi apparatus.
AGGGAAAUGGCCCCAAGCUCUGUGGUGGUCAAUAUUGAGAAGCCUGGUGGAAAUAAUGGAAUAGCUCUGGUAGAAAUCAAUGAUCCCAAUUCACCUUUAUUGCAGGACAAGCAGAAAGUUGCAGGUCCUAAGCAGUUUACAUGGGUUCUGUUUCUCAAAGCACAGAGAGCUCUGGGAUGUAUUCCAUGGUUAGUUACAGGUUUGUUGGCAAUGUUUGUUUCAGUCAAGAAACGCAUUGCGCAUUCAGAUGCAACAGAUGAAGAUUACAAGUAUAGAGGGAGGUUGUAUAAGUUUUUGAAGGCCUUUCUUGCAAUAUCAGUGGUGGCUUUGGUCAUUGAGAUUAUUGCUUAUUUUCAGAAAUGGAAUUUGAGUAUGAUUCGUCCUUGGGAGGUUCAUGGUGCUGUGCAAUGGUGUUAUGUGGCCUGGCUGUCCUUAAGAGUUGAUUAUGCUGCUCCCUUCCUGGUAAUGCUUUCCAAGUUCUGCAUUGUACUUUUCAUGAUUCAGUCUUUGGAUCGACUGGUGCUUUGCCUUGGAUGGUUCUGGAUUAAGUUCAAGAAGCUGAUGCCAGUGGUAGAAGGAGAAGCAUAUGACAUCGAGGAUGCCUCAAGUUUCCCUAUGGUUCUUGUACAGAUUCCCAUGUGCAAUGAGAAGGAGGUCUACGAACAAUCAAUUGCAGCUGUCUGCCAGCUAGAUUGGCCAAAGGAUCGACUUUUGAUUCAAGUCUUGGAUGAUUCUGAUGAUGAAAUUGCACAGGCAUUGAUAAGAACCGAAGUGCUGUCGUGGAAAGAGAAAGGCGUUAACAUAGUGUACAGGCAUCGGUUCAUUAGAACAGGUUACAAAGCUGGAAAUCUCAAAUCAGCAAUGGCCUGUGACUAUGUCAAAGACUUCGAGUUUGUUGCCAUAUUUGAUGCUGAUUUUCAACCCAAUCCUGACUUCCUAAAGCAGACAAUUCCUCAUUUCAAGGGAAAACCAGAAGUAGGACUAGUCCAGGCUCGAUGGUCCUUCGUGAACAAGGAUGAGAAUCUACUAACUAGACUCCAGAAUAUAAACUUAUGCUUCCAUUUUGAGGUGGAGCAACAAGUAAAUGGUGUGUUUCUGAACUUCUUCGGAUUCAAUGGCACGGCUGGUGUCUGGAGGAUCAAGGCCUUGGAAGACUCUGGAGGGUGGCUCGAAAGGACAACAGUGGAGGACAUGGAUAUUGCAGUCCGGGCUCACUUGCAAGGCUGGAAAUUCAUAUACCUUGAUGAUGUUAGGGUGCUCUGCGAGCUGCCUGAAUCUUAUGAAGCCUACAGAAAGCAACAGCAUCGUUGGCAUUCUGGCCCUAUGCAGCUCUUUAGAUUGUGCCUACCUGCCAUCAUAACUUCCAAGAUAUCAAUCUGGAAGAAAGCCAACAUGAUUUUCCUCUUCUUUCUCCUGAGGAAAUUGAUACUUCCUUUCUACUCAUUCACGUUAUUCUGCAUCAUACUUCCAUUAACUAUGUUCAUACCAGAGGCUGAGUUACCUGCUUGGGUUAUAUGCUACGUCCCCAUCGUUCUGUCUAUAUUGAAUAUUCUUCCAGCACCAAAGUCUUUCCCAUUUUUGAUGCCUUACCUGCUGUUCGAGAACACAAUGUCCGUGACAAAAUUUAAUGCAAUGAUCUCCGGCCUAUUUCAGCUGGGAAGUGCCUAUGAAUGGGUAGUCACCAAGAAGACAGGCCGAGCAUCAGAAUCAGAUUUAUUAGCCCUCGCUGAGAGAGAAGCGAAAUCUUUUAACGAAGAAAAGAUUCAGAGAAGGCUUUCGGAAUCAGGUCUUGAAAUGCUCGGAAAGCUAAAGGAGCAAGGGGAGAAGCCGGUGAUGAAGAACAAGAGGAACAGAAUCUACAGGAAGGAACUUGCCCUUGCUUUUCUUUUACUCACAGCAUCAGCAAGAAGCCUGCUGUCAGCACAUGGAAUUCAUUUCUAUUACUUGCUGUUUCAGGGCUUAUCCUUCCUGGUGGUUGGCCUGGAUUUAAUUGGAGAACAAGUAAGCUAAGGAGUUAUGAGUAAUACAUAAAACAAUUUUGUGUGUUUUCUUGAGCAAUCAGGAUUGAUUUGCAGAUGAAAAAGAUCAAAUUUCCAGUUCUUGAGCAUUAUCUAGAUUGCCAUGAACUGGGAUAUCCUAGCAUACUAUAUAAUCUACUGUCCAGAAUCCAGAGGUAGUAUAGUACAAAUUUCAUACUUUAAUUGUAAAAUUACGAGGAGGAAACAAUCAUAUACUCAGCACAAAUGUAUCAUUCUAUAUAAA